AAAGCUGAAGCUGCACCUCUCUCGCUGUUUACACAGGCCCAGUCCUUUCCCAGCAGGAGAAAUGGUUUUAAAGUCGGGAUGAAACUCGAGGGCGUUGACCCACUGCACCCCUCCCUCUUCUGUGUGCUGACAGUCGCCGAGGUGAUUGGCUGUCGGCUCCGUCUCCACAUUGACGGCUACUCCGAGUGCUAUGACUUCUGGGUAAACGCUGACUCAGCACACAUCAGACCAACAGGCUGGUGCAGAGACACCAACCACAGGCUCCACCCACCCAAAGGUCACAGUGAGACAGAUUUUGACUGGCAGCUCUACCUUGAGUCCACAGGCUCUCAUGCUGCUCCUCCCAACCUGUUCACUGAUCGCACUGCAAGCUGUGAGUUCAGCGUUGGGAUGAAGUUGGAGGCGGUUGACAGGAAGAACCCCGGACUCGUCUGCGUCGCCUCCGUCGCUGAUGUCAUCGAUGACCACUUCCUGGUUCACUUCGACAACUGGGACGACUCGUACGACUACUGGUGUGACAGCAGCAGUCCCUACAUCCAUCCUGUGGGCUGGUGUGAACAACAGGGAUGCCCUCUCACUGCUCCACAGGGUCACCCAAAACCCAGAGAACUUUGUGUGGAGGAAUACCCCAGGAGGGACAUCACUCCCAGAGCACUCACACUGGUAUAUGAAGGAACAAAUAGGUGGGGGGAGGAGGAGACGGGGGGUGGCGACGCGACCCGGGGGGCGAGGAGUUUGUGUAGUGAUGUCACCAGUUGUGAUGAUGUCACCAGGUGUGAUGAUGUCAUCAGGUGUGAUGAUGUCACCAGAUGUGUCUCCCUGCAGGUGUAUGAUGAUGUCACCGUGUGUAGUGAUGAUGUCACCAGGUGUGUCUCCCUGCAGGUGCACUAUGACGGCUGGUCGCAGCAGUUUGACGUCUGGAGCGACAGCGACCUCCCCGACCUCCAUCCAGUGGGCUGGAGCCAACGCACAGGACACCCCCUGGAGCCCCCCCCAGGCUCCGCCCCCUUGUCCUCAGGCUCCCCCCCCUCUCAGGGCGUGUGUCCCACUCCGGGCUGCCGAGGCGUCGGACACAUUAAAGGAGCCAGAUACACCGGACACCACAGUGCCUUCGGCUGUCCGUACUCAGACAUUAACAUGCGUAAGGAGGUGCUGCUUCCUGAUAGGCUCGGAGGAGAGAGAGCCGUCAACAUGGGUCACCACGGCAACCAGUCAGACAGGACACGUGUUCAGGUGAAGAUGGAGCCCAAAGACGAGAGUCUGAUGCUUCCUCUGGGGAAGAGGAAAAGACUGGCGGACAGACUGUCCCAACCAACCAAAUACCUCUGUGUGAAACAGGAAGAGGAGGAGCUUCAGGUAUCAGCCCUCGGCCCAGCAGAGUCCCAUCUGCAGGCCGCCCUGCACCAGUCUGUCUUCCUGUCGGCCAUGUCAGCUCAGCCCGGCCGAGACCUGUCUCUCUGCUGGGAGCAGCACCGCAAACUGCUGCCGGGCGCCGCCGGCGUUACCGCGGAGACGGUUAGACACUGGAGCAUCCAGCAGGUGUGUGACUUUGUCCAGUCUCUCCCCGGCUGUGAGGAUCAGGCACAACAGUUCAGAGACGAGCACAUCGAUGGGCGGGCCUUCCUGCUGCUCACCCAGCGGGACAUCGUCCGGAUCAUGGCCAUCAAACUCGGCCCCGCCCUCAAAAUAUACAACUGCAUCCUGAUGUUCAAACACGCAGAGGAAACUGACCAAUCACACGCAGAGGACCAAUCACGCGCUGAGGAAAGGAGCCAAUCACAUGCUAAGGACCAAUCACACACUGAGGACCAAUCACACGCAGAGGACCAAUCACGCGCUGAGGAAAAGAGCCAAUCACAUGCUAAGGAAAGGAACCAAUCACACAAAGAGGACCAAUCACACACUGAGGACCAAUCACACGCUGAGAACCAAUCACACGCAGAAGACCAAUCACACGCUGAGAUCCAAUCACACGCUGAUAUCCAAUCACACGCAGAGGACCAAUCACGUGCUGAGGACCAAUCACACGCGGAGGAAAGGAACCAAUCACACGACUCAGUUCAGUGGGAGGGGCUUCAUUUUCCAUCCAAUCAUCAAUCAGAUUUAAAUUUCUGAUCUAUGAUCUCAGGAGUUCUUCCAACACUUUGCUCCAGUUUCCUCUCAGCGAUUCCCAACGAACCGUCACAACUUUAAUAAGCUGCCGACCCCAAAAACUGAAGAAGACAAAAGUGUAAAGAGACGAGAGGAAUCAGCAGAGAGAACGGAGAGACACUACGGUAACGUUAUGUCCAACGUUACAGAAACACACAGUACAGGCCAAAAGUUUGGACACACCUUCUCAUUCAAUGCAUUUCCUUUUUAUUUUCAUGACUAUUUACAUUGUAGA
Molecule: messenger RNA, 2386 nt
Organism: Perca fluviatilis (European perch)
Lineage: Eukaryota; Metazoa; Chordata; Actinopteri; Perciformes; Percidae
Product: lethal(3)malignant brain tumor-like protein 4
Exons: 15
Biological process (GO): regulation of DNA-templated transcription
Cellular component (GO): nucleus
Molecular function (GO): protein binding; zinc ion binding
Source: RefSeq, a predicted model, not a curated record